This is a messenger RNA of Lotus japonicus, 1425 nucleotides long. RefSeq lists its product as uncharacterized. The transcript is spliced from 4 exons. Lineage: Eukaryota; Viridiplantae; Streptophyta; Magnoliopsida; Fabales; Fabaceae. The coding region runs from base 164 to 1138 and encodes 324 amino acids. The record is from RefSeq and is a predicted model, not a curated record. Gene Ontology annotation, biological process: response to desiccation. Gene Ontology annotation, cellular component: cytosol.
GAUUCAUUCGGAGCGUCCCAUGUUAUUUGUUAAUAUUUUCCCCUACAAAAUCCUGAUCUCACUGCUCUAGAAUACUACACUCUAUUGUGUUGUGUUGAUCCCAUUCACAGUCAUUGAUACUCUCUCCCUCUCUCUGUUUUGGAUCAUUGAUCUUAUCUGAGAUAUGUCGACAUCUGAUGAUAAGCCUGAAGUGGUAGAAAGGGGUCUUUUUAAGAAUGAAAAGCACAAGGAAGAUGAUGGUAAGGAAGAAGGCAAGGGUGGGUUUAUUGAGAAGGUGAAGGAUUUCAUUCAUGACAUUGGUGAGAAGAUUGAGGAGGCUAUUGGGUUUGGUAAGCCAACUGCUGAUGUUUCUGGGAUACACAUUCCAUCAAUUAACAUUCACAAGGUGGACCUUGUUGUUGAUGUGCUCAUCAAGAACCCGAACCCGGUGCCGAUCCCUCUGAUUGACAUCAACUACUUGAUUGAGAGUGAUGGGAGGAAACUAGUUUCUGGAUUGAUACCCGAUGCAGGUACCAUCCAUGCUCAUGGAGAGGAGACUGUAAAAAUUCCUGUUACCUUGAUUUAUGAUGACAUCAAGCAAACAUAUGCUGAUAUCAAACCUGGGAGCAUCAUUCCUUAUAGGGUGAAGGUUGAUCUCAUUUUCGAUGUUCCGAUCUUGGGAAGGUUGACUCUUCCUUUGGAGAAAACUGGAGAAAUCCCCAUACCGUACAAGCCUGAUAUUGAUGUUGACAAGAUUCAAUUUGAGAAGUUCUCUUUUGAGGAGACAAUUGCAAAUCUUCACUUAAAAUUGGAAAACAAGAACGAUUUCGACCUGGGCCUCAAUGCGCUUGAUUAUGAGGUCUGGCUUGGUGAUGUUAGCAUUGGAGGUGCACAGCUCACCAAAUCUGCGAAACUUGAGAAGAGCGGAAUCAGUUACAUUGAUGUUCCGAUCACCUUUAGACCUAAGGACUUUGGCUCUGCACUUUGGGACAUGAUUAGAGGAAGGGGCACUGGUUAUACCAUGAAAGGGAAUAUUGAUGUUGACACUCCAUUUGGAGCAAUGAAAUUGCCCAUCAUCAAAGAAGGCGGUACUACCCGUCUUAAGAAAAAGAAGGAAGAUGGCGGUGACGACGAGGAUGAGGAUGAGGAUGAGGAUUGAAGAAGAACUGCACCAAGUGUUUACUAGCUGUUCUUUUUAUACAGCAUAUGUCCAUUAGAAACUUAAUAACGAGGACUUGAGCUUCAAGGCAUUGUUUCUAAGUUCUGAUGGCCAUUUAUGUGUAUCUUGAGAGAUCAAGUUGAGAUUUAAAUUAUGUGGUAGUUUCAGUAUUUUAGUGAAUGCAUGCUGCAGUCUGGCAUGUGCUUUUUUCUCUUGAAACAAUCUAGUACUGCCUUUUGAUGAGAUAAAUUAUCAUUUGCGAAUUAUUAAAUUUAUUUGCCUGGGAA